Phyllopteryx taeniolatus (common seadragon) is the source of this 1768-nucleotide messenger RNA. Its product is annotated as probable serine/threonine-protein kinase MARK-A. The record is from RefSeq and is a predicted model, not a curated record. NCBI's taxonomy places the organism in Eukaryota, Metazoa, Chordata, Actinopteri, Syngnathiformes, Syngnathidae. The coding region runs from base 281 to 1768 and encodes 495 amino acids. Gene Ontology annotation, molecular function: protein serine/threonine kinase activity; ATP binding. The transcript is spliced from 7 exons. Gene Ontology annotation, cellular component: cytoplasm. Gene Ontology annotation, biological process: protein autophosphorylation.
AGAAAAGGUGACGGCGCUCCAUGUCUUUGUCCAAAGCUGCCUGACUUCUGAAGGUCGUGCUCGACGGCGGUUUAAGUCGCGAGUUGGUGUCACGCCCGUCGGGCCCUUGUUCGAGUCCCGCCGGGCAGCAUAGGCGCCUUUGACGUGUUUGUGAUCCGAGCCCCUUUAUGACCGCACAACAAGUCUCUAAAACACACUUUUUGCAUUAUGUGCAACCAUUCCAUGCGGGGAAAGAAGCAUAACAAGCGUGUUUGCAGGCAACGACAACAACAACAACAACAUGAACGUGGAUAAGUUUCACCCUCUCCCAUUCCUGCCCACUAACAUCCAUCCUGUUACAGAGACCAGAGACUUCACCCCCUUUAUGGAAGGCUGCGUGCUGUUAAAACCUGACACUAAGGCCGUCAGAAAUGGAGCCAUGCCCAUGAGGAGGUUUUGCGGCACCCUCCCAAUCGUUGGCGAGCCCAAACAACUGGCAGUCGAGGUGGCACAAACCAAACCGGAGACCAAAGAGCAGAAAGCAGGCGCAGCGGAGACGUCCCAGAAGGUGGCGCCGGUCAAAAGGACCAAGUGUCAGACCACCAAGAAACAACAGACCCUCCCCAAGGAGCAGAGAGCGGAAGCCGCUGAGGUGCCGGCAAAUGUUCCGCCGGUCAAAAGGACUAGCAAACGAAAAGCAGCAACGAAACCAGAGCCCCUCACAAAGGAGCAACGAGUCGACGUCACCCAGGUCUUGGCCAAGCAAUUGCCCGCUAAAAGGCCCAGGCGCAAGUCCAACGCCAAAGCGGAGACCCUCGCCAAAGAACCCACCACCGAGUUGUCCGUCAAGGCCCUGCUGGCUAAGGUCCUAAACAGCAAAUACAGCGCGAAACCCGAAGUGGCCGUCGUCGCCAAGAAGCCGCAGGUGGAAGUCGCCGAGGUGUCCGUCAAAGCUCUGCUGGCCAAGCUAACCACCAAGAGGAAGUCCAGCAACAAAGCGGAAGCCCAAAAGCAAACCAGACAGCCUGUCAAGAAGGUCGCCCAGAAGGCCGCCGCCCUCCCGAGCUGUCCGUGCUGCCCGCCCGCCUUGCAACAGGUCGACACCACCCGAACGUUGUUUGUGCAGAAGUAUCAGCAGCUAGAGAAGCUCGGGGAAGGAGGCUUCGGAUCCGUCUACGCCGGUUACAGGAAAAGUGACUGUUUCCCGGUGGCCAUCAAGUACAUCCCCAUAGAAAAAGUAGAGAGUGUCUUUUUGAACAUCAUGAAGCAGCUGGUGGACGCCGCCAUCAAAAUGCACGCCGUCAACGUCUUCCAUCGGGACCUGAAGCAGAGGAACAUCCUGCUGGAGGCCACCUUCAGUCUCCCCCGAGUGCGCCUCAUAGACUUCGGCUGCAGCUGCUUCGUCAACGAGGAACCUUAUCACGAAUAUGCCGGAACCUUGCGCUACGCCCCUCCAGAGUACGUCUUGAAGAGGCCGUACAAGGCCGGCCCGGCCACCGUAUGGCAACUUGGCGCUCUGCUCUUCGAAUUGCUGGACGGAACCGAACGUUUUGACACCUUCAUGUUCCUCAUCAAGGGCCUCACAUUGAACCGGGUGCUCUCCCAAGGUAAAAGCCGUUUUCACCUUGAUGUCACACAUACUUCCGGGACCAAUGGAGGUUUGGUUCCUAGUCUGUCUCUUUGGAAGUGGCUACUACAUUGCAAAGACUUCUUAUGGAUUUGCUUGACGUCAGACACGGACCAGCGAGCCACCUUAGAGCAGAUGCAGUGGCAUCCGUGGCUCCUCUGA